AUGGAUCCACAAAGAUUGCAUGAAUUCUUCAAUAGCGUUGCCGAAGUGAUAGGGGAAGACAAUGUCUCCCGUGAUCCCUACUCGGGUGGCUUACAGGGCCCUUCGGGCUCGACUGCCUAUGGUGACCCUUUCGCAUCCUCCACAAACCAUGACCCCAGUGGAGCCACACGUCCAAAGAAUGUUGAGGAGGUUCGUGAGAUUGUUCGGCUAGCGAAUCGAUUUUUAGUCGCGCUGUGGACGGUUUCUCGCGGGAAGAAUCUUGGGUACGGUGGGUCUGCACCAGUAGUCAAGGGAACUGUUGUGCUGGACUUGCACCGAAUGGACAAAAUUCUCGAGAUUAAUGAAGAAUACGGCUACGCUAUUGUGGAACCAGGCGUGUCCUUUUUCGAUCUGUAUGAAGAAAUCCAGAAACAGGGUCUCAAUCUCUGGCCCUCUGUGCCAGCCAUUGGCUGGGGCUCGGUCCUUGGAAAUACUACGGAUCGUGGGUUUGGCUAUACACCUCUGGGAGACCAUGCUCAGGCGCAAUGCGGCUUGGAGGUGGUCUUGCCAAGCGGCGAGUUGCUGCGGACAGGCAUGGGUGCGAUGGAGGGCAGCCAGCUUUUCGCACUUUACAAAGGCGGCUUUGGUCCCAGCGUGGACGGAAUUUUUUUUCAGUCUAACCUAGUCACAAAAUUAGGCAUUCAAAUGAUCCCCGCUCCGGAGGCCUAUGCUACCGUCGAAGUUGAAGUGCCCAAAGAGUCAGACCUUGUGCCCCUUGUGGGUAUCUUGUCAGACUUGAUGCGUCGCUCAGUCAUUCUCAAUUCCCCGUCAAUUGCCAACCUUUUUCGCAUCGCCCUCACAUCGAGAGUCCCUGAGGUACAGCAGAGGCUGCAAGGGUACAUGAAACCGAACAGCUGUGUGCCCUCUGAUGUACUCGAAGAAAUCCGUGCAGAGCAAAAGUGGGGUUUCUGGAGGGCAUAUUUCUCCUUAUACUCGCAGGUUGAGAUGCUUCCCGGGCUACUUCAGGCUACUCAGCGCGCAUUCAGCUCCAUUCUUGGAGUUACCAUCAAAUGGCGAAAGUUUGAUGGAGCACCAGGACAGCCCCUUACCACUGCUCUCAUCAAGGAGGAAGAAAGGAGGCCUGGGAGUCAUAUCGACUACUCACCUCUAUUCCUGCCUUCUGGUAGAGAGCUCUACGAGUGGUAUCUCAAAGCCAAGCAGCAAACAAUUGAUGCCAAGUUUGAUUUCUUCGCUGAUUUCCACGUGUUUCCCAGACAUGUGAUAGGCAUUGAGCUAGUCAUCUACACUGCCGAUGAGGCCAAGGAGGUUGAUCAGCUUAUGCGCCAUGUUCUUCACGAUGCAGCUGAGAUGGGUUACACGGCAUAUCGUACCCAUGUCGAUUAUAUGGAUGAAGUUGCAUCUCACUUCAACUUCAACGGUGGCGCUCUGCGACGAUUCACUACCAUGCUCAAGAAUUUCCUAGACCCCAAUGGGAUUUUAUCUCCUGGAAAAUCUGGGAUUUGGCCAUCCGGCGGACUGAGCGUGAAACGAAGCCUCGGAUGCAGAUAG
Penicillium lagena is the source of this 1548-nucleotide messenger RNA. Its product is annotated as FAD-binding oxidoreductase. The transcript is spliced from 5 exons. The coding region runs from base 1 to 1548 and encodes 515 amino acids. Lineage: Eukaryota; Fungi; Ascomycota; Eurotiomycetes; Eurotiales; Aspergillaceae. Gene Ontology annotation, molecular function: D-lactate dehydrogenase (NAD+) activity; FAD binding; D-lactate dehydrogenase (cytochrome) activity. The record is from RefSeq and is a predicted model, not a curated record. Gene Ontology annotation, biological process: lactate catabolic process. Gene Ontology annotation, cellular component: mitochondrion.